AUGAACUCCCUCAGCUAUGUUUCGUCCUUGUACCGACGCAAGGAGAAGCAAGAGCCAGACUUCACUGUUAAGGAAAUAAUGGUGUCUGCAUCAGAAAACCAAUCCCCACAAGUUGGGGUAUUGCCCAACAAAACUUUUGCGGAUCACAUCUACUCCGUGCUUGUGUUUGUGCCCAAGUAUACGAUCUACUAUCCGUUGUAUUACGUGAAAUGCAUACUCUUUCUGACAAUGGCAUAUCCGUUCCGACUUGUUGUGAUGUUGCUGCAUUGCUUUUUCAUACAGGAGGAAAAUGAUGAGUUUUCAGAUCAGCAUUUUAGUGAGACUGGGAUUGAGAAUGAUCGGGGGGAAGAAGAGCCCAGCAGGGUGAACGGUGACGACGGCUGUGACGAGAGCUUACUUGAAGAGUUACAGAAAAACGUCCAGGAACAGCAGCCAUUGGCAUCUGCCAAGGGGAGAUACACCUCACAAUAUACGAUUCCCACAAUUGUGGAGGAAGAUAUGGGUUUGGAGAAUGACGAUUACUUUAAAUCACCUCUUGACUCAAAUCCAAAGGAGGCUAAGUCAUCGGAUACAGAUAAACUACUCUUGCAGAAGAAAAAAACACGCCGAAAAAAGAAGUUUGUAUUUCCCAAAUUACUGUUUGAUUUUGAUAUUAACAAUCCACCUCAACUGCCAAGGAAAACAUUAGUGCUGGAUUUGGAUGAAACCUUGAUUCAUUCCCUCUCCAGAUACAACUCGUCAACUUACAGUAAAAAAGGACGAGCCAUUGAGGUAAAAGUAAAGGGCAGUAUUCCAACCUUAUACCAUAUCUAUAAACGUCCAUACGUGGAGGAAUUUCUGUCAGUGGUGUACCAAUGGUUUGAUUUGGUAUGCUUCACAGCGUCAAUCAAAGAAUAUGCUGACCCGGUAAUAGAUUAUUUGGAAGAGCAGGUGCUGGCAAAAGAUAUGUUGAAGAAAUCCAUCAAACGUUCCAAAAUGGAAAUGCCAACACGGAUAUUCUCCAAGAGGUUUUACAGGGACUCUUGUAUAUUUGUCGAUGGAAAGGGUUAUAUUAAGGAUUUGUCUGUUUUGGUUAAGUCAGGCAGAAUGAGAUCGUCAAGCUUAUCAUCUAAUGUCUCUGGUAGAAGUACCUCUAAGGGAAUAUCAAAAGAGAAAGACUAUUCUAAGGUUAUUAUUAUUGAUAAUUCUCCAAUUUCUUACGUUAAACACCAAGACAAUGGCUUGAUGAUUGAGGGUUGGAUAAAUGAUCCUGAUGAUACAGAAUUGAUGAAUCUACUACCCCUCUUACAUAGCCUUCGCUUUGUUAGUGAUGUUCGUUGUAUUCUUGGCUUGAAAAGUGGCCAGCAAGCUUUUCGCCAAUAG
Messenger RNA from Pichia kudriavzevii, 1362 nucleotides. RefSeq lists its product as uncharacterized. Bases 1 to 1362 code for a protein of 453 amino acids. The record is from RefSeq and is a predicted model, not a curated record. NCBI's taxonomy places the organism in Eukaryota, Fungi, Ascomycota, Pichiomycetes, Pichiales, Pichiaceae. Gene Ontology annotation, molecular function: protein serine/threonine phosphatase activity. The transcript has a single exon.